AUGGGGCUAAGAUUUGCCAGCCUUUUUGCACUGUGGCUGGCUCUUUCCUGUGCGAACGAAAUUAAAAAAGGCAGAACUCAAAACCAUGGCCAUUAUGUCUGCAGUACCUGGGGGAACAAUCAUUUCAAAACUUUUGAUGGAGACUUCUACCAGUUCCCUGGCCUCUGUGAUUACAACUUUGCUUCAGACUGCCGAGAGUCUUACCAGGAGUUCUCAGUCCAUGUCCAGCGUGCUGUGAAUGAAAAUGGACAUCCUGAAAUGCAAUAUGUCCUGAUCACCAUAAAGGAUGUUGUAAUCUACCUCACCCAAAAUACGGUUGUGGUGGAUAAGGAAAUUGUAACAACACCAUACUAUAGUUCUGGUUUGCUGAUUGAGAACAGUGAAAUCUACACUAAAAUCUAUGCAAGAGUGGGCCUUGUUCUAAUGUGGAACCGUGAAGAUUCACUGAUGUUGGAGCUGGAUGCCAAGUUUAACAACAAUACGUGUGGUCUUUGUGGGGAUUACAAUGGACAGCAGCUCUACAAUGAAUUUCUCUCUAAUGACAUGAUCUUCAAUCCCAUCACAUUUGGAAAUAUGCAAAAGAUAAACAAACCCAACACAGUAUGUGAGGACCCUGAUGAAACACAGACUGUCUCAACCUGUAAUCAGCAUCGUGAUGAGUGUCUGAGUCUGCUGACUUCUUCAGUAUUCGCUGACUGUGAGUUCCGUCUGAACCUGGAGAAGUAUGUUCAAGCCUGUAUGCAGGAUAAGUGUGCCUGCCAGGGAGCCAAGGAUUCCUUCUGUCUCUGUAGCACCAUCUCUGAGUACUCUCGCCAAUGUUCCCAUGCUGGUGGCCGGCCUAGAAGCUGGAGGACAGAAGAAUUUUGCCCUAAGAGGUGCCCUGGAAACAUGAUCUACCAGGAAAGCAGCUCACCAUGCAUAAGCACUUGUUCCCAUUUGGAGAUCAGCAGCCUUUGUGAGGAGCACUUCAUGGAUGGCUGCUUCUGCCCUGAAGGAACUGUGUAUGAUGACAUCAAUGGGAAAGGCUGUGUGUCUAUUAACCAAUGUCACUGCAAACAGCAUGGAUCUCUGUAUUCACCUGGGCAAAAUAUCACCAAUGAGUGUGAAAAAUGCACCUGUGAUUCAGGCAGGUGGGUGUGCAAGCAGUUACCCUGUCCAGGCUCAUGCUUAGUGGAAGGAGGUGCUCACAUCACCACCUUUGAUGGGAAGAAAUACACCUUCCACGGAGACUGUUACUAUGUGUUGUCCAAGGGAGGUAUAAAUGACAUUCAUGCCCUCCUGGCAGAGCUGUCUCCCUGUGGCUCCACAGACAAACAGACCUGUCUGAAGACUGUUGUGCUGUUAAUAGACAACAAGAAAAAUAUCUUGGUUUUCAGAUCAGAUGGCACUGUGCUGCUGAAUGAACUGGAAGUGCACUUGCCCCAUGUUACAGCAAGCUUCUCAAUUUUCCAGCCAACUUCAUACCAUCUCAUUGUGCAUACCUAUUUUGGUCUCAAGCUACAAAUCCAGUUGGUUCCAAUCAUGCAGCUGUUUGUGAUUGUGGAUCAAUCUGCCCAAGGAAAACUGCAAGGUCUUUGUGGGAAUUUCAAUGGCAUAGAAUAUGAUGAUUUUAAAACAGCUGGUGGGCUGGUAGAAGCUACAGGAUCUGCCUUUGCUAACACUUGGAAAGCACAAGCCACUUGUAAAGACCAAGUGGAUCAUUUGGAAGACCCUUGUGCUCUCAGCUUUGAAAGCGAAAAUUAUGCUGAAUAUUGGUGUUCCUUACUGAAAAAUUCAGAAUCUCCUUUUGCCAGAUGUCACUCAGUCAUUGAUCCUGUGGAAUAUUAUAAGAGAUGUAAAUAUGACACCUGCAGCUGUAAGAACAGUGAAGAAUGCUUGUGUGGAGCCCUAUCCUCUUAUGCAAGGGCCUGUGCCUUCAAAGGAAUCAUGCUUGGGGGCUGGAGACAAACCGUCUGCAACAAAGAAGUGUCCUCUUGCCCAGCAUCCCAGGUCUUUCGUUACAAUCUGACCACAUGUCAACAUACCUGUCGCUCCCUUGCUGAUGGCGAAAAGCACUGCUUGGAGGGCUUCAUUCCCAUUGAUGGCUGUGGCUGCCCUGAUAACACCUAUAUGAAUGAGAAGGGUAACUGUGUGCCCAUCUCCCAGUGUACAUGCUACUAUAAAGGGUCAUACCUGGAACCUGGGGAUGUCAUCGUGAAACAAGAAGAACGCUGUGUUUGCCGAAAUGCAGUUCUCCAUUGCACUCAAGUGAAGAUAAGGUAUCUUUGUUUUACAGAGUGUCUAUCCCCCAAAAUUCACUUUGAUUGCAGCAGUGUCAAGUCUUGGUCUUCACAAACCCCUCUGCAGCUAAGCUGUCAUACACUGGAUACUGACUAUUUCCAGACAGAGUGUGUCUCAGGAUGCAUGUGUCCUCAUGGACUGAUUGAUGAUGGCAGAGGGGGCUGUGUCAAGGAGAAGGACUGUCCAUGUAUUCAUAACAAGGUGUUUUAUUCUCCUGGACAGGACGUAAAAGUGGACUGCAACAAAUGUACCUGCCAAAAAGGAAGAUGGACUUGCACCAAUCAUGUGUGCUAUGGGACUUGUACUGUAUAUGGAAGUGGCCAUUAUAUCAGCUUUGAUGGAAAAUACUAUGACUUUGAUGGACACUGUGAAUAUGUGGCUGCCCAGGAUUAUUGUGGCGAGGAUCACAGUGGUUCGUUUAGUAUCGUCACAGUGAAUGUUCCAUGUGGAACCACCGGAGUCACCUGCUCAAAGGCUAUUAAAGUAUUUCUAGGGAGAACCGAAUUGAAGUUGGAGGAGAAGCAGUAUGUAGAAAUUCAGCGAGAUGUUGGCGAUCAUGUACGGUAUUGGAAUCGUACAGUGGGGCUGUAUCUUGUUAUUGAGGCCAGCAAUGGCGUGAUGCUCAUCUGGGAUAAGAAGACUACUAUUUUCAUAAAGCUGACUCCUAAUUAUAAGGGCAAAAUCUGUGGUUUAUGUGGCAACUUUGAUGACAAGUCCAACAAUGACUUCACAACAAGGAGCAGGCUGCUGGUGACCAAAGCUCUGGAGUUUGGUAAUUCUUGGAAACUGUCUGGCUCCUGCCCUGAUGUGGUGGAAGAGAUCCUGCCCUGCAAUCUGAAACCUCACCGCAAGUCCUGGGCAGAGAAGGAGUGCAGUAUCAUCCGGAGCAAUGUCUUUAAAGUUUGUCAUGACAAGGUGGACCCAGCUCCAUUCUAUGACAAUUGUAUUCAUGAUGCCUGCUCCUGCGACACUGGUGGAGACUGUGAGUGCUUCUGUUCUGCAGUUGCUGCUUAUGCCCAAGAGUGCAUUAAGGCUGAAGCUUGUGUCUUCUGGAGAACUCCUGAUAUAUGCCCAAUAUUUUGUGAUUACUACAACCCUCGUAAUGAGUGCGAAUGGCACUACGAGCCUUGUGGCCGUCAAAUUCUGACCUGCAGGAUCAUUAACAAUGUCACUUCCAACUUCUCAUUGCCAUAUCUGGAAGGUUGCUACCCCAGAUGCCCUGAAGAAAAGCCCAUUUUUGAUGAAGACCUCAGAAAAUGUGUAACUGAAGUUCAAUGUGGCUGUUAUAUUGAAAAUGACAUUCGUUAUGAAAAUGGCACACAAAUACCCACAGAAGACCCUUGUCUGAAAUGGACAUUGUGUAUAGUCAUUUUCAAUUAUUCACUAAAGUCAGUUGUACCUGUUGUUCAUAAGAAAAACUUCACAGAGAAGCUCUUUCUUGCAGGCUGUCCUUCAACAACCAUUCCAUCCUCUACUACCAAAUCCAUAACCACCACCACCACUGAGCCUCCAACCACCACGCCAACAACCACUACAAUUACCACUGUGCCAACAUCAACUACUUCAGCAGGGACCACAACAGAAUCAACUGUAUAUUGUUGUUGGUCUGACUGGAUUGAUGUGAGUUACCCAAAAUAUGGCCCAGAUGGUGGUGAUUAUGAAACCUAUGACAAAAUCAGAGAAUGGAACUCCUCAGCGAUAUGUGAGAAGCCACUAGAUGUUUCAUGCAGAGCUCAGAAAUUGCCUGACUACCCUAUUGAAGGUUUAGGACAAAAAGUGAAAUGUGAUGUUUCCACUGGGCUUAUUUGUAAUAAUAGAGACCAAAUCCCAGGGGACAUGAUGCCGAUACCUAUGUGCCUCAAUUAUGAGAUCAGGGUUUACUGCUGCGGGCAAAAAUGCAUCAACACUACCACAACUACAACCGUCACUCCAACGACCACUGAGUCCCCAACCCCCACAACUACCACCAAGCCCCCAACACCCACUCCAACGCCCACACAAACAACCACUCCCACCAGCACCUCUGAGCCUCCAACCACCACACCAACAAUCACGACAACUACAACCACUGAGUCUCCAACUCCCACAACCACAACUACUACCGAGUCCCCAACCCCCACACCCACCACAACUACCACCAAGCCCCCAACCCCCACUCCAACCCCCACACAAACAACCACUCCCACCACCACCACUGAGCCUCCAACCACCACACCAACAACCACGACAACUACAACCACUGAGUCUCCAACUCCCACAACCACAUACUACCGAGUCCCCAACCCCCCACCCACCACAACUACCACCAAGCCCCCAACCCCCACUCCAACCCCCACACAAACAACCACUCCCACCACCACCACUGAGCCUCCAACCACCACGCCAACAACCACUACAAUUACCACUGUGCCAACAUCAACUACUUCAGCAGGGACCACAACAGAAUCAACUGUAUAUUGUUGUUGGUCUGACUGGAUUGAUGUGAGUUACCCAAAAUAUGGCCCAGAUGGUGGUGAUUAUGAAACCUAUGACAAAAUCAGAGAAUGGAACUCCUCAGCGAUAUGUGAGAAGCCACUAGAUGUUUCAUGCAGAGCUCAGAAAUUGCCUGACUACCCUAUUGAAGGUUUAGGACAAAAAGUGAAAUGUGAUGUUUCCACUGGGCUUAUUUGUAAUAAUAGAGACCAAAUCCCAGGGGACAUGAUGCCGAUACCUAUGUGCCUCAAUUAUGAGAUCAGGGUUUACUGCUGCGGGCAAAAAUGCAUCAACACUACCACAACUACAACCGUCACUCCAACGACCACUGAGUCCCCAACCCCCACAACUACCACCAAGCCCCCAACACCCACUCCAACGCCCACACAAACAACCACUCCCACCAGCACCUCUGAGCCUCCAACCACCACACCAACAAUCACGACAACUACAACCACUGAGUCUCCAACUCCCACAACCACAACUACUACCGAGUCCCCAACCCCCACACCCACCACAACUACCACCAAGCCCCCAACCCCCACUCCAACCCCCACACAAACAACCACUCCCACCACCACCACUGAGCCUCCAACCACCACACCAACAACCACGACAACUACAACCACUGAGUCUCCAACUCCCACAACCACAACUACUACCGAGUCCCCAACCCCCACACUCACCACAACUACCACCAAGCCCCCAACCCCCACUCCAACCCCCACACAAACAACCACUCCCACCACCACCACUGAGCCUCCAACCACCACGCCAACAACCACUACAAUUACCACUGUGCCAACAUCAACUACUUCAGCAGGGACCACAACAGAAUCAACUGUAUAUUGUUGUUGGUCUGACUGGAUUGAUGUGAGUUACCCAAAAUAUGGCCCAGAUGGUGGUGAUUAUGAAACCUAUGACAAAAUCAGAGAAUGGAACUCCUCAGCGAUAUGUGAGAAGCCACUAGAUGUUUCAUGCAGAGCUCAGAAAUUGCCUGACUACCCUAUUGAAGGUUUAGGACAAAAAGUGAAAUGUGAUGUUUCCACUGGGCUUAUCUGUAAUAAUAGAGACCAAAUCCCAGGGGACAUGAUGCCGAUACCUAUGUGCCUCAAUUAUGAGAUCAGGGUUUACUGCUGCGGGCAAAAAUGCAUCAACACUACCACAACUACAACCGUCACUCCAACGACCACUGAGUCCCCAACCCCCACAACUACCACCAAGCCCCCAACCCCCACUCCAACCCCCACACAAACAACCACUCCCACCAGCUCCACUGAGCCUCCAACCACCACACCAACAACCACGACAACUACAACCACUGAGUCUCCAACUCCCACAACCACAACUACUACCGAAUCCCCAACCCCCACACCCACCACAACUACCACCAAGCCCCCAACCCCCACACAAACAACCACUCCCACCACCACCACUGAGCCUCCAACCACCACACCAAUAACCACGACAACUACAACCACUGAGACUCCAACUCCCACAACCACAACUACUACCGAGUCCCCAACCCCCACACCCACCACAACUACCACCAAGCCCCCAACCCCCACUCCAACCCCCACAGAAACAACCACUCCCACCACUACCACUGAGCCUCCAACCAGCACACCAACAACCACGACAACUACAACCACUGAGUCUCCAACUCCCACAACUUCACCAGAGACCCCUACCAUCACCACCACAGCAACAACUACCCCAGAGACACCUACCACCACCACCACAGCAACGACUACCCCAGAGACACCUACCACCACCAGCACAGCAACAACUACUCCAGAGACACCUACCCCUACCACCACCAUCACCACCACCACCACAGCAACGACUACCCCAGAGACACCUACCACCACCACCUCAGCAACGACUACCCUGAAGACACCUACCACCCCAGGAACAACUACCCCAGAGACACCUACCACCACCACCACAGCAACGACUACCCCAGAGACACCUACCACCUCUACCACAGCAACAACUACCCCAGAGACACCUACCACCACCAGCACAGCAACUACUCCAGAGACACCUACCCCUACCACCACCAUCACCACCACCACCACAGCAACAACUACCCCAGAGACACCUACCACCCCAGGAACCACUACUCCAGAGACAUCUACCACCACUAGCACAGCAACAACUACGCCAGAGACACCGACCACCACCACUACAGCAACGACUACCCCAGAGACACCUAUCACCACCCCCACUGCAGCGACCACCCCAGAGACACCUACCACACCCACAGCAACAACUACCCCAGAGACACCUAUCACCACCACCACAGCAACGACCACCCCAGAGACAUCUACCACCACCACCACCUCAGCAACAACUACCCCAGAGACACCUACCACCACCAGUACAGCAACAACUACUCCAGAGACACCUACCCCUACCACCACCAUCACCACCACCACCACAGCAACAACUACCCCAGAGACACCUACCACCACCUCCACCACAGCAACAACUACCCCAGAGACACCUACCACCACCUCCACCACAGCAACGACUACCCCAGAGACACCUACCACCACCUCCACCACAGCAACGACUACCCCAGAGAUACCUACCACCACCUCACCAACGACUACCCCAGAGACACCUACCACCACCAGCACAGCAACAACUACUCCAGAGACACCUACCCCUAUCACCACCACCACCACAGCAACAACUACCCCAGAGACACCUACCACCCCAGGAACGACUACCCCAGAGACACCUACCACCACCACCACCUCACCAACGACUACCCCAGAGACACCUACCACCACCAGCACAGCAACAACUACUCCAGAGACACCUACCCCUACCACCACCAUCACCACCACCACAGCAACAACUACCCCAGAGACACCUACCACCCCAGGAACGACUACCCCAGAGACACCUACCACCACCACCACAGCAACGACUACCCCAGAGACACCUACCACCACCACCACCACAGCAACAACUACCUCAGAGACACCUACCACGACAUCAGCGACUACCCCAGAGACACCUACCAUGACAUCAGCGACUACUCCAGAGACAACUUCAACCCCAGCCAUACCCCCAUGUACUUUACCUAAUAAUAAUACUACUAUUCAACCAGGUGAAAGCUACUGGCCAUGUAACUGCACCAAGGCAAUAUGCAUUUCCAACAGCACAUGGGAGCUGGUUUCAACUGUAUGUGAACUUCCUCCUAAGCCCAGUUGUACCAAUGGGCUCGCUCCAGUGCUGGUGCAGGGUGAAUGCUGUUGGCACUGGGAGUGUGACUGCUAUUGCACUGGCUGGGGAGACCCACAUUAUGUGACGUUUGAUGGACACUACUAUAGCUACCAAGGGAAUUGUACAUAUGUCCUGGUGGAAGAGAUUAACAAAAAGAUUGACAACUUUGGGGUCUACAUUGACAACUAUCACUGCAUUGCACAGGACAGAGUGUCCUGUCCACGCACACUCAUCGUAAAACACGAGACCCAGGAAGUGCACAUAAGGACUCUCACAAUGAUUCCUCUCAAAAUAAAGGUGAUGGUAAACAAUCAGGAAGUGUCUACACCUUACAGUAAAUACGGCGUGAGAGUCUUUAAGUCAGGCAUAAAUCACGUAGUGGAAAUUUCUAGACUUGGGGUAAACGUAACCUACAAUGGAUUGGCUUUCUCAAUUAGAUUGCCCUACCAGAGGUUUGGCAACAACACCCAAGGACAGUGCGGAACUUGUACCAACAACACAGCAGAUGACUGCAUGUUACCAGGUGGAAAGAUCAUAGGUAAUUGUGAAACCAUGGCAGAUCAUUGGGUGAUUGAUGACCCCGAAAAGCCACACUGCUCUCCAUCCCUAACUACUACAGAGGCACCUCCUAUCACCCCACCAUCCUGCAAACCAUCUGAUCUCUGCAAGCUCAUUAAAGAAGGCCCAUUCAAAGCAUGCCAUCCCUUUGUCAACCCUGACCACUUCUAUGCAGCCUGCAUUUUCGACAACUGCGCUCUUCCCAACUCUAAAUUGGAGUGUGCAAGUUUGCAAAGCUACGCUGCCGUCUGCGCAGACCAGGGUGUCUGUGUUGAUUGGAGAGGACAUACCCGUGAUACCUGCCCUCUUAAGUGCCCAUCACACAAAAUAUACAAAGCAUGUGGUCCUAUUGAAGAGGUGACCUGUAAGUCAAGCCAAGUUGCACAAAACCAAACCAGUCAUGUGGAAGGCUGCUUCUGUCCUGAUGGAACAAUGCCUUAUGGUGAUGGUGUGGAUGUCUGUGUAAAAACCUGUGGGUGUGUUGGACCAGAUAAUAAACCAAGAAAGUUUGGGGAAAUGUUUGAGUUUGACUGUAAGAGAUGCAUUUGCCUGGAGGGUGGAAGUGGCAUUAUCUGUGAGCCCCUCAAAUGUUCAGAAGAAGAGGAUAAACCAAGCUGCAGUGAUGAAGGCUUUUACGAGGUCACUGAAGUCAAUCCUGCCAACAUCUGCUGCAGCAUAACUUCCUGCAGAUGCAAUGUGACCUUUUGCACAACCAUUCCUCCUAAAUGUAAACUGGGUUACGAACUUGUUUCCGAUAUUCCCGCUGGCAAGUGCUGUCCUACGUAUGAGUGCGUUCCCAAGAAGGUUUGUGUGCUUCAGAAUGCUGAGUACUUGCCUGGUUCCCCAGUCUUUGCUGAUAAGUGCCACAAUUGUGUCUGCACUGACAAAUUGAACAGUAGUGGUCUGAAUGUCAUCUCAUGCAAGCACAUUCCAUGCAUUAAAGUAUGCCAGCCAGGAUAUGAACUUAAAGAUGUGAAAGGGGAAUGCUGUCCAAAAUGCGUGCAGACCAAGUGUGUUGUAAAUAAGAAUGACAACACUGUCCUCAUCUUGAAUCCUGGUAAAAUGGAAAACGAUCCAAAAAACAACUGCACCGUUUAUAGCUGUGUGUCAAUCAAAGGUCAGCUCAUCUCCUCCACCUCAGAGAUUACCUGCCCAUCGUUCAAUGAGGAGAAUUGUAAAGCUGGCACUGUUACACUGCUGCCUAAUGGUUGCUGUAAAACAUGCAUACCUCGAGACAGCCCAUCACCGUGUUCUGUCACCCAAAUCGUGGACCAUAUCACCCAUAAGGGCUGCCGUUCUGUGGACAAAGUCUAUCUGACUCAAUGUGAAGGAUCAUGUGGAACCUUCUCAAUAUACUCUGCUGAGGCCAACUCCAUGGAGCACAAGUGUACCUGCUGUAGGGAGGCAGCGACUAGCAAGAGGCAAGUUCUUCUGCAAUGCCCCAAUGGGAAAUCUGUGAUGCACAGCUACCUGCACGUGGACCGUUGUGAAUGUCUUGGCACUAAGUGCACAGAAUUCAACUCCUCAGAAAAUUCCAAGAGCAACGAACAGUCCAAGGAAAGUGAAGAACAGAGUACCAUCCAACGUGUCAAGCGGGCCAUUCAGAAAAUAUUGAAAUGAAGAGGAGAAAAGUAAUGGCACACAGAAAAAAGUACUAGGAGGGUCUUUGCACCAGUCCCAUUUUCCAAGAAAUAAAUAAAUCAAUGCUUUGCCGUUUCUCACUUCCUCCUCUUCUGUGCCCUCUCUGACCAUUUGUAACUGUGCUCUAUUUAUUUGUGUACAAAAGAGAGA
Molecule: messenger RNA, 10341 nt
Organism: Dermochelys coriacea (leatherback sea turtle)
Lineage: Eukaryota; Metazoa; Chordata; Testudines; Dermochelyidae
Gene: MUC2
Product: mucin 2, oligomeric mucus/gel-forming
Cellular component (GO): extracellular matrix
Molecular function (GO): protein binding
Source: RefSeq, a predicted model, not a curated record